UUUUAACAGAAAACCCAGAACACACGGUAAAAAGGUAAAAAAUCCCAUGGCUGAAAAUAACCUGAGAAUUGCCGUGGAAAGAAAUCCUCCAGAGUCUAAACUCUCAGAGCUUAACAUCAAGUGUUGGCCCAAAUGGGGCUGCUCACCGGGGAAGUACCAGCUGAAGUUUGAUGCAGAGGAAACUUGUUAUUUGCUGAGAGGGAAAGUGAGGGUUUACCCCAAAGGCUCGCCGGAGUUUGUAGAGUUCGGUGCCGGAGAUCUUGUUGUUAUCCCCAAAGGUCUGAGUUGCACAUGGGAUGUCUCUGUUGCUGUGGAUAAACACUACCAAUUCGAGUCUUCUUCUUCACCGCCUCCUCCUCCUUCGUCUUCCUCUCAGAAUUAACGAUCUUUGUCUUUC
Molecule: messenger RNA, 397 nt
Organism: Hibiscus syriacus
Lineage: Eukaryota; Viridiplantae; Streptophyta; Magnoliopsida; Malvales; Malvaceae
Exons: 2
Coding region: 47-382 (111 amino acids)
Source: RefSeq, a predicted model, not a curated record